Parastagonospora nodorum SN15 is the source of this 996-nucleotide messenger RNA. RefSeq lists its product as hypothetical. The record is from RefSeq and is a predicted model, not a curated record. The coding region runs from base 1 to 996 and encodes 331 amino acids. NCBI's taxonomy places the organism in Eukaryota, Fungi, Ascomycota, Dothideomycetes, Pleosporales, Phaeosphaeriaceae. The transcript has 3 exons.
AUGUCGCAGCCUCUUCCAAAGUUAAUUGCACGAGAACGUCAAAUUAGGUCGGAGAAUGUCGCAUACAUUCGUGAACCCUUUGACAACAUCGAAACGGAAUCUAUUCUGGACCUUAGGAAAGACUACCGUAAUUGGCCCGAUUUAACUGGCGAGAAGAGUGACUUCAGCAUAGUCCAGUACCAGAAGAAACCCUCAUGUAACCGUGCUGCCAAUACUUGGCGUUCUGGUAUAGGAAUCACAACAAAUAGUGAGCAUGUCUUGGAGGCGCUCCAAGCCGGCUGGGUGGUGCGAAAUUACAAGUUCUUCGAAGGGGAGAGAGAUGCGCGGUUGGAAGCCCUACAUAACAAGUGUUCGACGGACACUGUGAAUUUUGGUGCAUGGACUUAUAGUGGAGUGGAAGGCAAGGAGCAUGUCGGGGCGACUGAACAUUUACUUUGCGCUCUUGAACUAGACUCCGACACCCGAGCUAAGAGAGCAUCGGCACCCGGAAAGUAUUUCGACGGCAAAUCUUCGGAGCGAGUUCUCCAGCUCAAUGCGUCUGACCGAUUCAUUGAGGGAAUGUUGAAAACUUAUGCAGAUGGCGAUGCUUGGCUGGUCAAGUAUGACACAAUCCUGUUCGACAUCACUGACGAUGGCUAUGCUAUUCCUCGAUCUGGCUUAGGCAUUACUACGAGCAGAGACUUUGCGAAACGGGUGCAUUCUAAUCCGGGAUGGGCGAUGCGCGUGUACAAGUUUACGAACAAAGAGCGGGCUGAGAAAUGGCAUCAGAUUGCAAGUCAUUGCAUUUCCCAGCCCGAAAACUUUGGCAGCUGGGAAUCGGACCCGGGUGGAAACGCCGGUUCGUGGAUCGGGACCAGUUCUUUCUUGAAAGAUGCCGCAGACAUAGCUGGCGCGGCCCCUGCAGCUGUAGGUGAUGCUCAAAGAAAACCGUCCAACAAAGCUGCAGGAAAGCUGCCCUUUGACCCAACUACAGAUGAAACACCACAGCCCACGUAG